AAAAAUCCGAAAUCGACUAAACACCGUAUCGAAGCUCGAACAACAAAACAAAUUGCAAUUCACAUAGCUAAUCCAAAUAUUAAAGAGGGAUACUUACCGCGACUCAAAACAUCAGAAAAUAUAUACAUUGGCGAAGCAGCAGUAUAUAAUCGUGACGGCAUUUGUUACGCGUUAGCAACGAAUACCGGAGAAGACGAUGUAGACAUCGAAAUUGAACCUCAAUACAUUCAUCCUUACGAUAUUUACGACUCGUCGGACGACGACCCAAUUUCUUCAUAUAUGACCGAAAACACACCAGAAAAUAGAGCAACACGAAUUAGAAAUCUUUUAAGAACCGAUCAUCUCAAUGCAGAAGAACGUAAACAUGUAUUCAACAUCGUCGACGAAUUUUCAGACAGAUUUUACUUGCCUGGAGACAAACUAGGAGAAGUACCGAAUUUUUACCAUUCAAUUCAUACAACAGAUGACGUACCGAUUAAUACAAGACAAUACCGAUAUCCACCAGUACACCAAGACGAAAUACAACGUCAAGUAAAGGCUCUGUUAUUACAAGGAGUCAUACAGCCAUCUAGUUCACCAUAUAAUUCUCCGUUAUGGAUUGUACCAAAGAAACCAGACGCUAAGGGCAAUAAGCGUUGGCGUAUGGUAAUCGAUUUCCGAGCCUUAAACGAAAAGACUUUGAGUGAUAAAUUUCCUUUGCCGAAUAUCACCGAAAUUCUAGAUAAAUUGGGAGGAGCAAAAUAUUUCACAAUUUUUGAUAUAGCAAAUGGAUUUCAUCAAGUUCAAAUGGAUCCUAAGGAUUGUCCGAAAACAGCAUUCACAACACCGGAUGGGCAUUUUGAAUUUGUACGCAUGCCAUUUGGUUUAAAAAAUGCACCACCGACAUUUCAACGCUUAAUGAAUCAAGUUAUAUCUGGUCUAGAGAACGCUCAUGUAUUCAUAGACGAUAUGGUUGUUUUCUCUUCAUCACUACGAGAACAUGAAAUAAAAGUAAAAAAAUUACUCAAUCGGCUCAGAGAAUUUGGACUUACACUGCAGAUUGAUAAAUGCGAAUUCUUACGUAAGGAGGUUACUUAUUUAGGACACAUUUUAACAGAAAAUGGUGUUAAGCCAGAUCCUCGUAAAUUACAAGCUGUAAAAGAAUUUCCCAUUCCUAAAACACAGAAAAAUGUCCAGCAGUUCUUGGGACUGACAGGAUAUUAUCGCCGUUUCAUAAAAGAUUAUUCUAUUAAAUCAAAACCAUUAGUUCAAUUAUUAGGUAAAGGAAUUUGUUUUAAGUGGACCGAAGACCAGCAAAAAAGUUUUGAAAAUUUACGCGACGAACUCUGUACACAACCAAUUUUACAAUAUCCGGAUUUUAAUCGACCGUUCAUUGUUACCACUGACGCAUCAGAUUACGCAAUUGGAGCUGUACUUAGUCAAGGAGAAAUAGGAAACGAUCUACCAAUUGCCUACGCAUCUCGUACCUUAAAUAAAGCCGAAAGGAAUUAUUCUGCUACAGAAAAGGAAUGUCUUGCAAUGGUUUACGCAGUACAAUAUUUCAGACCGUAUCUUUAUGGAACAAAAUUCACACUCGUCACAGAUCACCGACCGUUAGUCUGGUUACACUCUGUCAAGGAUCCGACAUCACGACUUAUGAAGUGGAGACUCAGACUCUUAGAGUACGAAUAUCAGGUUAUCCAUAAAGCAGGAAAGACGAACAAGAACGCAGACGCAUUAUCACGUAACCCAGUACCAUCUUGCUUACCACUUAUACCCCGAGAUCCUCAAGACCCCGAUUACAAGCACAUAGGACAGAAACCAGAAAUCGACACGGAUUCCAUAGGAUUUCGUGUGCGGCAACUACAAAGGGACAGGGAAAGGAGACCGAAAUAUCAAGAGGAAAACACUAGCUCUGAUGAAGAACCAGCCCGUGGGAAGGUUCAACAUUCUCCAAUAGCAGAUAGACCGAGAGUCUUACCUAACUUAUCGCACGAGAUAAGUAUGCCAGAUGAACACAUGGAAACAAUAAACUUUCAUCCGCAAGCAAAUUCUACUAAAAUCACAUCGACAGAAGAAGACGUAAACUUGAUUUCAUUCGAAGAACCAUCAGAAAAUACCAUUACGGAAAACACGAUAAUCGCAAACCCGCAACAGGAUUUACUUAACCAUACACCAUUAUCACUUGUAACAAAUGAGGGAAUUUUACAACCACAACCUGUUAACGAAACAAUAGGAACGGCAAUCCAGCAACCACAGGAAAACUUUGACCGUACCGUUGACCCUUAUCCGUUCACACUUCUUGACACAGACACUCUUUCCACGGAGGGAGAUGACCUGCGAAGAAAAGUGCAACCUUCACAGACACUUGAGGUUAUUAUCUCUCCAAACACCCUGACCACCGAGGAAGGUCAUUACGCACAUUUCAUACCUGCGGACUGUAAAUUGGUAACCCCCAUUGGAAAACUGUUACUGGACACAGAAGCAAUAGAUUUACAACAGCUCAUGUCAAAGAAACCGCAGAAAGGAGACGUAAUAGAAUCAGCAAAUGGCUCAUACAAAGUUUACAGUAUAAUAAUAUCAGAUAAUUUUUACGACACCAUUAAAAGUGAAGAUAUACUAAACGGACUACAAACACUGAAACAGCAUUUAGAUCAAAAUCCAAUUAAAUCAUUUAGAAUAUCAGCAGUCGGAGAUUUUCAUAAAUUACCAACCAAUGAAUUAACUAAAUUAAUAAAGGACGUUUUCAACGGUACAACACAGAAAAUCAUCAUAUGCAAUUGUUCAACGAUUACACCAUCAGAAGAAGAUCGAUUACAAAUAAUUCGCGAAGCUCACGACAGUUUGAUAGGAGGACAUAAAGGAGUCACAAAAACAUAUAAACGCAUCAGAGCGAAAUAUCAAUGGCCAGAAAUGCACAACGAAAUACGAAAUUAUAUCAGGAAAUGUCCAAGCUGUCAAGAAGAGAAAUUAGUUAGAGCAAAAACUCAUCAACCAAUGUUAAUUACCGAUACCCCGAUAGAACCAUUUGAUAAAGUUGCUUUAGACACCGUAGGACCUUUACCUUUAACGCCUAGCGGAAAUAAAUACAUUCUCACAAUGCAAGAUUGUUUAACGAAAUAUUGUAUAGCAGUAGCAAUACCAAACAUUAGAGCAGCCACAAUAGCAGACGCUUUCGCGAGACAUUUUAUUGCCAUAUAUGGAACACCACGAGCAAUAUUAACAGACAAGGGAACUAGUUUUAUCGGAAGCUUAAUGAAAAAUCUUUCAGAAAUAUUCAAAAUCAAACAAAUCACAACUUCUGGAUACAGACCACAAACUAAUGGAUCACUAGAACGAAGUCAUAUAGUACUAACAGAAUAUCUUAAACAUUACAUGAAUAAUUAUGAAGAUUGGGACCUAUUAAUACCAUUUGCCAUGUUUUCUUAUAAUACUUCCGUACAUGAAGCAACAAAUUUCUCUCCAUAUGAAUUAAUAUUUGGAAAACCAGCCCGUGAACCAAGUUCGUUUCCAACUGGCGAAAGGUUAAAAUCAUAUGGCGACUAUUUAACAGAAUUAAUAACUCAUACUAUAAAAAUCCGCAACAUAGCAGCCGAUAAUUUGAUUGCCUCCAAGCACCGUUCGAAGAAGUACUAUGAUAAACAUUCCCGACCGGUAGAAUUCAAUGUAGGCGAUUAUGCUUAUGUAUUGCUAGAACCACGAAUUAGUAAAUUUGAUCCACAUUAUGUAGGGCCAUAUGAGAUCAUUAAUGUAACAGAUAUGAACAACCAACUGAGAGGGACACCAGUCGCAUCGAGCUGCUGAUGAACUUGACGGCCCGCCUGUGCAUGCGCAGCACUUGCUACAGAUUAGACGUUGGCAUUGUCUGUAUGCAGUGUGCUCUCGAAGCAGCCCUUGGAGCAGCAAGGAUCUAUGACAUGGUGGAGGUACACUAUCCACUACCAACGGCAUAUCCGCCUGGGGCCUGCGAUAUUUGCAGCGCGCCCCUGAUGGAGUUGCAGGCCGCCUACCACUGCGAGGAGUGUAUUGCCGCCAUCAUCAUGGAAAUGGAAUACCAAAGAGCAAACCAACCCAUACCACCGCCUGCAAUAGUACCAACCUGGUACACCGAGAGACAAAUCCGAUCGAGGCAGCCUGGACCCAGACGUACGCUUCGACUUCAUACCGCAGUUAGCAGCAUCACCAACCAUCACACGUAGCGAUAAGUACACACACAUCACACAUAACACCCGACAUAUUGCAUUACAACACCAAAACUUCAACACAUUCUAGUGAGUGUUUUCCUUUCCAAUUGAAAGCAUCACGAUUACCGCGAUGUUUCAUCUAAGGGGGGAGGUGUCACGUAGACAGACCGUUUUUAUCAAACGUGUCUCCUUUCAAAUAAGCUUAAACAUCUGGAAAGGAAAACUCUCGGGCAAACCGACCAUUUACUCUCGUAAUAAACAGAAGGCCCACCGAUAG
Osmia lignaria (orchard mason bee) is the source of this 4440-nucleotide messenger RNA. Lineage: Eukaryota; Metazoa; Arthropoda; Insecta; Hymenoptera; Megachilidae. The record is from RefSeq and is a predicted model, not a curated record.